This is a messenger RNA of Paramecium sonneborni, 1921 nucleotides long. NCBI's taxonomy places the organism in Eukaryota, Ciliophora, Oligohymenophorea, Peniculida, Parameciidae. The record is from the annotation of a GenBank genome assembly.
GAAUUCUAACACUUAAUUUUUAAGAAAAUGAAUCUCUUUUAACCUAAUAUUUAUGUAAGAAAUGGCAAAUCAACAAUAAAUUGAAAUUGCAAGAUUAAAUGACACUGUCACAAGUUCUAAAAGUUUGAAAGCAAGAAAAGUCGUUGAUUUAGCAUUCAAAAAUAUCAAUUAUUCUGUAAUUGAUAAUAAAGGAAGUAAGAAUUUAAUAUAAAUAAAUUAAAGGAUCUAGAUAGAUAUUAAAGAAUUUGGAUGGAUUUUGUAAAGGAGGUGAAAUUACUGCAAUUUUAGGGGCUUCAGGAGCUGGAAAAACUUCACUUUUAAAUAUUCUAUCUGCAAGAAUUUCAAAUACAAAAACAACAAAAUUAACUGGGAAAGUGUUAGUGAAUAAUUUAGAAUAUAAUUCUGAGACAUUUUCUAAUUUUGCUGCUUAUGUUAUGCAAAAUGAUGUUUUAUUUGAAACAUUGUCUCCAAGAGAAGCUUUUGAGUUUGUUGCUAAUUUAAAAUACACUGAUCCUGAAUUAAAGUAAAGUAGAGUUGAAGAUGCAAUAAAAACAAUGAAAUUAGAAAGAUGUUAAAAUGCUAUAAUAGGAGGACAUAAUCUUAAAGGUAUAUCUGGAGGAGAAAAGAAGAGAACUUCAAUUGGAUUUGAACUUGUAACUAAUCCAAGUUGUAUUUUACUUGAUGAACCAACAUCUGGAUUAGAUUCAUUUACUGCUUUUUAAAUAAUGUAUUUUAUAUAGAUAAUAAUUUUAGUUAUGAAUUAACACUUUUGGCACAUGAUUAGGAUAGAACAAUAGUAUUUACAAUACAUCAACCAUCAUCUGAUAUUUAUUUACUUUUUGAUCGUAUAAUGCUCCUUGUAUAAGGAAAAUUCAUAUAUUAAGGUCCAAGAAUCAAUUUAGUGAAUUAUUUUAAAAGUAUAGGAUUUCCUUGUCCAGAUCACAGCAAUCCUUUAGAUUAUAUGAUUAGUAUUAUGCAUUAAGAAAGUUAAACAAAUAUAGAGAAUUUUCCUAAAUAUUUUAAGGAGUAUGAUAAUUAAUGGGCUCCAAAUGUAAAAAAAGAGAUAGAAUAAUGUUCUAAAUCAGAAGUGCAAUUCAAAAAAGUUGAAACAUCUACUUUAUAUUAGAUAAACCUUAUAGCAAGAAGAGCAAUAAAAUCAUAUUUUAGAGAUAAAUUAUUAAUUAGAUAGAGAUUAGGGAUGGCAUUAUUUAUGGGAUUAUUGAUAGGUGGAACAUAUUAUGGAAUAGGUUUAGAUUAAGAAUCAUAUAUAGAUUAUUCAAGUUUAGCAGGAUUAUUAUUUUUUUUAUGUAUGAAUAUGACAUUUAGUUCAUUGUUUCCUGUAGUUUUACAAUUUGCAACUGAGAGAGAUGUGUUUUUAAGAGAAGAAAGUUCUAAAUUAUAUACAACAUUUUCAUAUUUUAUGGGUAAAUCAUUUGUAGAAAUACCAUUUUGUCUAAUAACUCCAAUAAUUUAAGAAUUAAUAUUAUAUUGGAUGGUAGGUUUAAAUAAUAUGAAUAGUGGAAUAGUGAUAACUCAUAUAUUUAUAGCUGUAUUAACAUGUUUGAAUGGAAAUAGUAUAGGAUUAAUGGCUGGAUGUGCUUUUAAUGAUAUAAAAGCUGCAACUGGAUUUGUACCCUUAGCAUUAUUGCCUUUAUUUGCUUUCUCUGGAUUCUAUGCGAAUCCUAAAUAGUUUUAUAAUUGGAUAGGAUGGAUCCAAUAUGUAAGUCCAAUUAAAUAUUCAUUUGAAGCUAUUGCCAGAAAUGAAUUCUAAAAUAGAUUUUAUGAUUUUGGAGAUCCAAAAGAUGUUCUCGGAUUCAAUGUGGGUUAAUGGGAAUCUGUAGGAAUCUUAAUUGUAUUCUUUCUCACAAUAAGAAUGUUUGCAUUUAUGUUUUUACAUGCAUUAAGAUCAAAAUAAUAAUGA